This is a messenger RNA of Drosophila hydei, 1864 nucleotides long. It is a transcript of the gene rtet, whose product is annotated as major facilitator superfamily domain-containing protein 10. Gene Ontology annotation, cellular component: brush border membrane. The transcript has 5 exons. The coding region runs from base 234 to 1658 and encodes 474 amino acids. The record is from RefSeq and is a predicted model, not a curated record. Lineage: Eukaryota; Metazoa; Arthropoda; Insecta; Diptera; Drosophilidae. Gene Ontology annotation, biological process: transmembrane transport. Gene Ontology annotation, molecular function: transmembrane transporter activity.
CACAAUUGCAAUGUUUAUCAUGCCGUCUGAACGUUGUUUGUAUCUCAACACUCCUAUUCAACUUUCACUUCUGUUGCUUCUUAGCGGGUUGCUUGGCGUACUGCUUUUUGUUUUUGCCAAGUUACUGGUUGGAUGCAUAAACAGUUAUGCGGUCGACGCCGUGUCAUCAGAUUGAACAAUAACAUAAUAAAUUUAUGUACACGCACGCAAUUCAGCACUCACAAUAGAAUAACAUGGCCACCGUUCGAAAUCGCCAGAAUACAACAACAAUAACAACAACGGAAACGGAACAACCUUUUGAAAGCAAAGGCAACGAUAACAACAAUGGAAAGCCUGCUGCGGCAAAGGAGAAAACUGAUCCAAUGAUAUAUAUAAUAUUCGUAUCACUCCUCUUUGAUUUACUUGCAUUUACCAUUAUCUUGCCAUUGUUGCCCUCGCUCUUGGAAUAUUAUCGUGUUAAUGAUAGUUCCGGUCUGUAUGACUGGUUAACGACGCGCGUGCGUUGGUUCCAACAGCUCCUCGGUGCACCGGAACGCUAUCUGUCGGUGCUAUUUGGCGGAUUCUUGGGCUCAAUGUUCAGUUUUCUGCAAUUUCUGGCAAGUCCCAUUGUCGGCAGCCUCUCCGACUACUAUGGACGGAAGCCUGUGUUGCUCAUAUGUGCUUCUGGAAUAGCACUCUCCUAUCUUAUAUGGGCCUGCUCCCGCAACUUUGCUCUAUUUGUGCUGGCGCGCAUUGUCGGCGGCAUCAGCAAAGGCAACAUCUCCCUCUCUAUGAGCGUUAUCACAGAUGUCUCCAGCCUGCGGACACGUGGUAAAGGCAUGGCACUCGUUGGCGUGGCUUUUUCGCUUGGCUUUAUUGUGGGUCCCAUGAUUGGUGCCAUGUUUGCAAUAUUCUCGAAUAAAAGCGCCAGCGGCGGCGCUUGGUUUGUUCUGCCCUCCCUCUUGGCUCUGAGCUUGGCUCUAGCUGAUGUGCUACUCCUUGCUUUCUGUUUGCGGGAAACGCUACCCGAGGCAAAACGUGCUCACGAAAUCUCGUCAGCACUGUCAUAUGGGCUGCAAUUGCUCAACGUUUUUUCCAUAUUUAAAUUUGCAGCUAUCAAAAAUGUGCCAAGAAAGGAUAUACAAGCACUACGCAGCAUUGGUCUCAUUUACUUUCUGUAUCUCUUUCUCUAUUCGGGACUGGAAUUCACUGUUACGUUUCUAAUGUAUCAUAAGUUUGGAUACACAUCGAUGGAUCAGGCUAAAAUGUUUUUGACCACAGGUGUCGUUAUGACUCUGCUUCAGGGGUCUGUGGUUCGCCGUCUACCAGAAGCAAAGAUUAAAAGUUAUGCCAUAUUCAGUCUGUAUCUGAUAGUGCCUGCAUUCGUAUUAGUUGGCUUAGCAGAUAACAGUCGUAUGCUCUAUGCGGGCAUGAUACUAUUUGCAGUCUCCACAGCGUUUGCAGUUACCUGUUUAACUACCUUAGUGUCCCGCUAUGGCAACGAUGAUCAAAAGGGAUCAGUAUUGGGGAUAUUCCGGUCGUUAGGUGCACUGGCUCGUGCCCUGGGUCCAGUUGUGGGAUCUAUAGCAUUUUGGUGUGUGGGCUCAAAGAUCACAUACAUAGCCGGCGGACUGCUACUUGUCUAUCCAGCAAUUGCUUUGCAACAUGCACGUAUUUAAAAAGUAUUUCAAUCUGCUUUAAGUAGAAUUAGAACAACAUUUCACGUGCAUAUUUAUAUAUGUAUAUUUACAGAACAAUUAGCAACCACUAGUAUUACUUGCCUUAAAUACUUAAACCUUCUGUUUUUCUUGCAUUUGUUUUAUAUAUUUUAAUAAACAAUUUUUUAUAUCUUUUUCUAAGCAAUGUGAGUUUAAUUUAAGUGAAC